AUGCGAAGCAGAGCAGACAAUGACAAUAGCACUCCUCGGGACGGCGAGGAGAAGGCGAGUCUUGAGUCCGCUCUCGGAUUUCAGAGUCUUAGCGGGCUGUUCCAAGAGGCUCCAAAACCACGGUAUAGCCGGCCAAAGAUGCGAGAAAAGGGAAAGGUUGACUUCGUGGAAGUGGGAAGAAGCGCGCAAGCGGAGGAAAGAGCAAACACUGCGCCAUCUUCGUCCUUCGCCCAGAGGAAGAUGGACGAUGAUUACUUCCAAGCUGCAGAAGUACCGUCCACACGUGCGGUUUCCAGCAAGGACGAGAAGCAACAAGGCUACCGCCUGAAAUUCAAACAGAUCCGUGAGCCGCACACCCCGGGUUUCCCUGGAAGUAGAACCGAGAGAGAGUCUUCUGAGGGGCGUCCGAAUCUACCUCAUAAGCGCAUCGAUUUGCGGCACCCUAACCCAUUUGCCAUUGGGAAGAGGGAUGUAAGAUCUUUUGAUGCUAAGGAUCGUGAUGAUGAGGAGGCGGCAUGGGGCCUGAGGGAGUCGAACAGUGAUGGGAUGACGGAUGUUGACCAGACACAUGGUCUUGCGCGAAAGGUUGCUGAUGCGCAUGAAGGGUCUUCGGGUAGUGAUUCGCGCACGCUACUUGCACAGGACGCCAUGAUAAGGACGCAAACGAUUGGUUCCUCGUCCCAGCCAUCGAGGAGUCCAAAGAAGACAAAGGUUGUCAAGGAGUCUCGGGCUGGCGCGACACCACGGCAGAUGGAGGGAGUGGACAGCGCUUCGCCACCGACAGAGUCGAGACUGACACACCUGACUGCAUCCGGAGAAGCGCACAUGGUCGACGUUGGAGCAAAGCAAGCGACUAGGCGUGUCGCAGUGGCUAUCUCCCAUGUCGCGUUCAGCAGGCCCGCGCCCUUCCAGCUGAUCUUCGAGAACAGCAACAAGAAAGGUGAUGUCCUCGGCGUGGCGCGAAUAGCAGGCAUCAUGGCAGCGAAACGCACCGCCGACCUCAUCCCGCUAUGCCAUCCGGUGCCAAUCACCAAAGUCGAAGUCAACGUGCAGCUAGUGCCCUCCAGUCAGCUUCCAAAGACGCUUGGACAUCGAGGGCAUAACCAUCACGGGUUAGUCACCAUCGAGACGGUCGUCGAGACUUCUGGUCCGACGGGCGUGGAAAUGGAGGCUUUGACUGCUGCCUCCGGGGCGGCGCUUACGGUGUACGAUAUGUGUAAAGCCGUGGAUCGGUCGGCGAGCGUGCAGGAUGUGAGGGUGAUGUACAAAAGUGGUGGGAGGAGUGGGGUUCAUGUUGACGCUGCGUGGGCGAAUGUGAAAGGAAAGGAGUGGUUCGCUACCCGGAGUCUGGAACUGCCGCAGAAGGUCCAGGAGGGCUUGGGACCUGGUUGA
Molecule: messenger RNA, 1392 nt
Organism: Recurvomyces mirabilis
Lineage: Eukaryota; Fungi; Ascomycota; Dothideomycetes; Mycosphaerellales; Teratosphaeriaceae
Exons: 1
Coding region: 1-1392 (463 amino acids)
Biological process (GO): Mo-molybdopterin cofactor biosynthetic process
Source: RefSeq, a predicted model, not a curated record